AUGACGCUGGACUCGUUGCCCCGCACUCCGCGGGCCCGCACGGGCCCGGUGACGCCGCCCCGCUCGCCAAGAAAGACGGCGCUGCCGCAGAUGAUGGAGGCCUUGUACAUGGACUCCCUGGCUACAGUGGAGGCGGUCCUGCGGGAGGAGCCGGACAGUGCCUGGGAGCCGUUCUGGGACUACGACCAGGAGACCCCCCUGUGCUUCGCCGCCCGGCAGCUGUGCGACGUGAAGAUCCUGGACCUGCUUCUUCAGCGAGGUGCCAAGGUGGACGUCGGCAACAGGGACGGCAGGAGACUGCGUUGGAUUUGGCCAAGGCGGCAAAGACGUUCGCCCAGGAAUGGACGGCCUGGGACGAUUUGCCUUUCAACUUCCCCUCGACCGACUUCCCGCCGCUACCGACAAGAAGCCCGUCGGACUGCCCGAAGCGUCAGGCGGAGGUUGUACAGUUCCUUGAAGCAGCCUCAGCUUCAGUGA
Molecule: messenger RNA, 477 nt
Organism: Effrenium voratum
Lineage: Eukaryota; Dinophyceae; Suessiales; Symbiodiniaceae
Source: the annotation of a GenBank genome assembly